Teleopsis dalmanni is the source of this 2110-nucleotide messenger RNA. RefSeq lists its product as uncharacterized. Bases 58 to 1935 code for a protein of 625 amino acids. The record is from RefSeq and is a predicted model, not a curated record. NCBI's taxonomy places the organism in Eukaryota, Metazoa, Arthropoda, Insecta, Diptera, Diopsidae. The transcript has 6 exons.
CCUCAUAUAUGUACAUAUAUUUUGUGUUAUUUUUGUUUAUUUUUUUUCAAAUAAAUUAUGAGUUGUGUAAGAAUAAUAGGUAAAGAUAAUAACAUAUACAGAAAAGUUGCUGAUUAUUGCGUCUUGGAGGAGACGAAUCAAUGUUGCAUACUUUGCAGUUAUUGUCAAAAUAGCUAUGAAACUGAGAAUCUUUUCUGGAUCCAUAUACGGGAAGAACAUAAUUUUGCACUACCUCCCAUAGGUAACGCGGAAGUACAAGAUACUAAUUCAACAUGUGGCGACUCUAAAGGUUUUUCACAACUUAGUUGUGUGCAAGAGCAAGUCGAAUCAUAUGAUUUAGCGGUAACAAAAUUUAUCCAAGAGUUGGUAGAAAUGUUGGAACAACAAACACAAAUAUCAGAUGCUUUGACUUUAUUUGAAUGUGAAAAUAAACCAAGUCCCCGUAAAGACAUGAAAGAAAACGAAGGCGGUCACUUGGCUGCCAUAUGUCAAUCAGAAAACGAUAACAAAGCAUGCGAGCUUGAAACUUGUAUUUCUAAUUUAGAAACUGAGAUAUACAAAGACGAUAUCAAUGGAUCUGAUUUAGUUCCUUUUAUAAAAGAAAUAGAGGAUCAAAUUGUGCGUACAACUUUUCGCUUCUCAUUUGAUACGAUUGCACGUAAUGAUAUCAGAUGUAAUUCUAUUAAUUUAAAUCAGCAACCAUCUACUUACACGUUUCAAAAUAAUAACAAAAUAAACCAGAUCGACCCUCGGAUAUAUAAUCGAAACUAUAAGCCUUUAAAUAACAAUAUGGAAGUUGAAUCUUUGGCUUUUGCAACUCAAGCACUAAAUUUCGAAACAACUAACGUGACUUCUCAGAACACAGUUGAAGAACCUAAAGCUUUGAAUGAACAAUUGGACUUUGACUUUAUAAACUUUACAAACCAGUGUAAUAUAUAUGAAACAAAUGAUUUAGAUCAAGAAAUUGGUGUUAAGACCUUAGCGUCUACAAAACAAGCCGAAGCUUAUGAAAUACAAAACUCUAAAUCUCAGUUAAUAAUUGAAGAUAUUACGUACUCUUCAAACCAAACUGAAGUGCAGAACGGAAAACAGACUGGCAUAAUAAUUAAAGAUGAAACAAUUAAACCGAGUGAUGUCUCAGUUCAACACAGUGAGGUUGCGAAUUACUGUGGUGUUAUUCAAGCACAGAAUGAAGAAACUAUUUGCAGUCUCGUAACAGCUACCAAUCAUAAUAAUUUGAAGGAAGAAAAUAUGUUUGAAGCUAACACAAACGUUCAAAGAGCCUCUAACGGAAAGAACAUUGCUAACAACGCUGUUUCAAAGAACCUAAGCAAAGAAGAAACACUUAAAAAUUUGUUCCAAGAAAUUCAAGAUUCAAAUAAUAGCAUGAAUCUAAUUCAUGCUUUUAAAAAAAUACAUCAAAAAUAUAACGAACUACAAGCAAUUUUACAUGCAAAUCCUAUUGAAUCGAUUAAUCAAAUUUUAAGUGCAAUACCAACGGUUCCACUAGAAACCACUUAUGAGGUGUUAGCUUUAGAUCGCAAUAUUCGAACAAUAAAAUCUUUGCAUGAUAUUUUUUAUGAUGAAUCAUUGCUUAUCGUCGCAGCCGAGCCCGAUUUAUUUGUAAUAAUUAUUUGGAAACUUAUUAUGACCGACGAAACCGCUAGUUCAUUCUCUUGGUAUGGCGAAAGUGAUAAAUAUGUUAAAAAAUAUCCAAUUAAAGACAUGGCAAUAUUUGAAGCUCUCCAAGCUGUAUUCCGGCAAAAAUUCCCCAAAGAAUCAACUGACUACUUUAAGCAACAUACGAUUAGUUAUUUUAAAGGAAAACAUGAAAGCAUUAAACGAAAACUUACAGAGACCUUUCUUAUGAGGGAAAUAGAGUUAAACCGGUCAAAGCGACUUGCGAUAAAAGCCGAAAGGAAGACUGGUUCAUAACGAAUUUACAACAAUAACUGUAAUAAUAUGAAAUCCAUAAGUUAUAGCUAUAAAUUUAAUCUGGAUCUAGUUUUUAGCAAAACCAAUCAAAAUUUCUAAAUUAAUAUGUACUAUCAACAUAUGUGAUGAAAAUGACUUUUAAUGUAAUUUUAAAGUGAUGGAUUAAUUUAUACUU